Molecule: messenger RNA, 1399 nt
Organism: Cyclopterus lumpus (lumpfish)
Lineage: Eukaryota; Metazoa; Chordata; Actinopteri; Perciformes; Cyclopteridae
Gene: tma16
Product: translation machinery associated 16 homolog
Exons: 7
Coding region: 105-719 (204 amino acids)
Cellular component (GO): nucleus
Source: RefSeq, a predicted model, not a curated record
GUUUUUUCAACGCAACACCUACGGACAGAUUUGGAUGACGGACCAGCCUACUUCCGGUUCAGUUGUCAACAGAAGAGGACCACACGUGUUUUCAAUCCCUCAAAAUGCCGAGGCCUCAGAAAGGAAACGGAAAAGCUCCGGACAAGGUUGUUCACCCGUACAGCAGGAAAGCUGCUUACCUGAACCGAGAAGAAAUCCGACUUAAAAAGAAAGAAAGGCAGAGGAGUGACAAAGCAACACGUCUGAGCGGCGUUGGUGAGAAGCUGUUGUGGUUUCAGGAACAGUUGGAUCCAGAAAAGACAACUUACACCAGAAAAGAUGCCUGUGACCUGGUUGAAAGAUACCUCCAAAGGUUUGAUUUGGAACUAGAGCAGAUUGAGCUGGUGAACGGGAUCAAAGGUAGGCAGGGUCGUCUCCAUGGCGCCAGAGAGGCUGUCAUUAAACAGACCAUCGAGCGAGAGAGAGCGCAGUAUGAGGGCGUCGGGUUUGAGAUUCCAGACAUCAUUAAUGCAAAGAAUCUGAAAACAUUCAGCGAGUGGACUGGUGAUCGGAAGAAACUUCCGAAUUUGAAACUUCGAAAGGUUUCUAACAAAGGUUUGGAAACAAAAAAUGAAGAAGAGGAUAAAGAAGAUGUCGCAGAAGAUGAUAAUGAGGACGAGGAUGAAGAUGAUGAAGACGAUGACGCGCAGGUGGAUGAGAUGGUGCUGAUGUCGGACUGAAACUGACACUCUUCGUAUUUGACUGUAGCUCAAAGCUCCAUUCGUCCAUUCAUCACAAACGACUGGCGCUGGACAUCAGACCAAGUUCAGAAAAUACUUUUUAUAGAUAAAAAGUGUGUUUGUGUGUCUGUGGGGGAAAAAAAUGCGGCUGCUCCAUUAUUGUCCAGAAGAUGGUGCUGAAUUCUCAAAGACAUCAAACUAAACUUGUAUCAGUCUGUCCUCCUUUGAAGUCUUCUUGUUGCUCAGUAACUUCACACUAGCCUGUGAAGGGUUCUACAUUCAUUGUUUAUUGCACAAACAAACUGCAUGUAACCUAAAUACUCAAUUUUAUCCAAUCGGGGAUAGAAAAAAAAAAGGUUUUGAUAGACGUUGUGGCUACAAGACACAGAGAGAAUCUGUGUGAAAUGACAUGGAUAAAAAACCAAAUUAAACCUGUAGAAAAGUGAAUACGUGUAAACAGUCGCCUUAUUAGAGGCAAACCGGUCAGUCACACACACAUUGGGUCAAGUCUGAUGUAAAGACAUGAACGGAUGACAACCAUGAACAAAGUUACAUUAAUGUAUGAUUAACACAACCUCAUAAAACUGCAAACUGUCCAAACAACGUCAAAAAUAUACUUUUAAGAUUAGCUAUUUGAAGAAAUAUUAAAAACUCUUACGAUAAUAAAUACAUUUCUUUUC